UUCCUGUAUCAGAGCAGGCUUGGCUAAAUACCAGCGGGUUUUUCUCCUCCUGACCUAGCGAGCUGCUGCGGGAGGAGGAGAAGGAUUGUCAGCCCGCGAUCGGCGCGCGUCUCCCCUUCGGAACGUGGCUUGGCAUCUCCAGGCGGGGAGAGCUGCAUGUGGGCGAGCAAAGCCCGGGGGAGAUCAUGGCAGUGCUCAAACUGACCGACCAGAUAGAAACAAAGACGAACACUAUCCCCUAGAGUUGGACUUGAUUGGACAGGGGAAACCUUUACCUUUUCAUAAAUAUAUCAAGGCAGCCACCGCUGGUCCAAGCAAUUUUCAACGGCGAUCCUGAUGAGAUACGUAUAUUAAUCUACAAAACUGAAGAUGUUAAUGCUUUGGACACAGAGAAGCGCACCCCGCUUCAUGUUGCUGCUUUCUUGGGAGAUGCAGAGAUUAUUGAGCUCCUUAUCUUGUCUGGAAGCCGUACAAGUAUUGAUUAAGCAUUCAGCUGACGUCAAUGCCAGAGACAAGAACUGGCAGACACCCCUACAUGUUGCAGCUGCAAAUAAAGCUGUGAAGUGUGCUGAAGUGAUAAUUCCACUUCUGAGUAGUGUCAAUGUCUCCGACAGAGGAGGUCGAACAGCAUUACACCAUGCAGCUCUGAAUGGCCACGUUGAAAUGGUGAGUUUACUUUUGGCUAAAGGGGCAAAUAUUAAUGCCUUCGACAAAAGGGACCGAAGAGCUUUACAUUGGGCAGCAUACAAGGCACAACAAUUCAGCUAUUUACUAGCAGAAAAAGGCCACUUGGAAGUUGUUUCAUUAUUGAUCAGUCAUGGGGCUGAAGUGACAUGUAAAGAUAAGAAAGGUUACACUCCACUUCAUGCUGCUGCAUCCAGUGGCCAGAUCACUGUAGUGAAACAUUUGCUCAAUCUUGGUGUGGAGAUUGAUGAAAUGAACAUCUAUGGAAAUACUGCCCUUCAUAUUGCUUGUUAUAACGGGCAGGAUUCUGUGGCUAAUGAGCUGAUAGACUACGGAGCUAAUGUCAAUCAGCCUAAUAACAGUGGAUUCACUCCCCUCCAUUUUGCUGCUGCUUCUACUCACGGGGCCCUUUGUCUGGAACUACUUGUGAAUAAUGGAGCAGAUGUAAACAUUCAGAGUAAAGACGGGAAAAGUCCACUGCAUAUGACAGCUGUCCAUGGGAGGUUUACACGGUCACAAACUCUCAUUCAGAAUGGAGGUGAAAUAGACUGUGUUGAUAAGGAUGGCAACACUCCCCUCCAUGUGGCUGCAAGAUAUGGACAUGAACUUUUGAUUAAUACCUUAAUAACCAGUGGAGCUGAUGCUGCCAAAUGUGGCAUCCAUCGUAUGUUUCCUUUACACUUGGCAGCACUUAAUGCACAUGCUGACUGCUGUAGGAAGUUGCUUUCAUCAGGACAAAAGUAUAGCAUAGUGUCCUUGUUUAGUAAUGAGCACGUGCUGUCUGCAGGCUUUGAUAUAGACACCCCAGAUAAAUUUGGAAGGACGUGCCUCCAUGCUGCUGCUGCAGGAGGCAAUGUUGAGUGUGUGAAACUCUUGCAGAGCAGUGGAGCAGAUGUAAAUAAAAAAGACAAAUAUGGAAGAACACCUUUGCACUAUGCAGCUGCAAAUUGUCAUUUUCAAUGUAUUGAGAUGCUGGUAACCGCGGGGGCCAAUAUUAAUGAAACUGAUGACUGGGGACGAACAGCUUUACAUUAUGCUGCAGCCUCAGACAUGGACAGAAAAAAGAAUAUUUUGGGUAACUCCCAUGAAAACUCUGAAGAAAUUGAAAGAUCCAAUGAAAAGAAAGAAAAAGAAGCUGCAUUGUGUCUAGAAUUUCUUCUCCAAAAUGAAGCGAACCCUUCAAUCCAAGAUAGAGAUGGCUAUAAUACAGUGCAUUACGCUGCUGCUUAUGGACACAGGCAGUGUCUAGAACUGCUUCUGGAGAAAACAAAUAACUUUUUUGAGGAAUCGGAUUCAACAUCAGCAAGAAGUCCUUUGCAUUUAGCUGCCUAUAAUGGUCACCAUGAAGCAUUAGAAGUGCUGCUUCAGUCACUAGUAGAUCUGGAUAUUAGAGAUGAAAAAGGACGUACUGCCCUGGACCUUGCUGCAUUUAAAGGACACAUGGAAUGUGUAGAAGCACUCAUCAAUCAGGGUGCUUCUGUCACAGUGAAAGAUAACAUCACACAACGAACCCCACUCCAUGCCUCAGUCAUCAAUGGGCAUACAUCAUGUCUACGACUUUUAUUAGAAGUAACAGAUAAUCCUGACGUAGUGGAUGCCAAAGGACAAACUCCACUAAUGCUAGCUGUGGCUUAUGGGCACAUAGACGCUGUUUCUUUGUUACUUGAAAAAGAGGCAUCCGUGGAUGCAGCUGAUAUCCUGGGAUGUACUGCUUUACAUCGAGGGAUUAUGACCGGGCAUGAGGAAUGCAUUCAAAUGCUGUUGGAACAAGAAGUAUUAAUUCUGUGUAAGGAUGCCAGAGGCAGGACACCUCUACAUUAUGCAGCAGCUCGUGGUCAUGCCACAUGGCUGAGUGAAUUAAUGCAGUUGGCACUUUCGGAAGACUACAAUUUUAAAGAUAAUCAGAAUUAUACACCAUUGCACUGGGCUUCUUAUAACGGAAAUGAAAACUGUAUAGAGGUACUGUUGGAACAUAAAGCUUUUCGCAACUUUCAUGGAAACUCUUUUUCUCCAUUGCACUGUGCGGUAAUAAAUGAUCAUGAAAAUUGUGCUUCACUACUCAUUGGGGCAUUUGGUGGUAGCAUUGUUAAUUGCAAAGAUGAAAAAGGAAGAACUCCACUUCAUGCAGCAGCCUUUGCUGAUCACGUAGAAUGCUUGCAGCUACUUUUAAGUCACAAUGCACAAGUAAAUGCUGCAGAUAAUUCAGGGAAAACUCCACUUACCAUCGCUGCUGAAAAGGGGCAUGUAGGGACUGUAGAUUUUUUGGUGAACAGUGCUAAGGCUGAUUUAACCUUGAUGGAUAAUGACUUGAAUACAUCAUUGCACUUGGCUAGCAGUAAAGGUCAUGAAAAAUGUGCCUUGUUGAUACUUGACAAGAUACAAGAACCGAGCCUUAUUAAUGCAAAAAACAAUGCAUUGCAAACACCUCUUCAUAUUGCUGCACAGAAUGGCUUGAAGACGGUAGUUGAGGAAUUGUUAGCAAAGGGGGCAUGUGUACAGGCAGUAGAUGAAAAUGGUCAUACACCAGCCCUGGCUUGCGCUCCUAACAAAGACGUGGCUGACUGCCUGGCACUCAUUUUGGCUACCAUGAUGCCUUUUUCUCCUUCCAGUACAAUGACGCCGCUCAACUUCGUUUCUUUUAAAAAAGACCAUUUGAGCAGGACUCUUCUCUGCAAUAGCUCCAAUAUGAGCAACACUCUUAACUCAUAUAGUAAAACCUUAAUGAAUGAUGAAGGAGCAGAAAAUGGAUACAAUGACAAUGAUUCUGAUUCUGAAACAUUUUGACUUUUUAACAUUCAGUGCCCCUUUCGUGAUUGCAUUUGCAUUUAAUCUGAAAUUUUCUUUAGAAAUACCUGAAUUUCACCUCACCUUCAUUUAUGAAUAAGAACAGCAAAGACUAAAAUUUGCAAUUAAAUAGAGCCUUUUAGAAAAUGUAAGGAUUUUUUAAAAAAUGCACUCUAGUUAAUGUUUUGCUUCCAGCACUACUGUGCUUUCCAUAAAUUCUAAGGGCUCCUCUGGAAGUCUCUACCUCCUAUUAUAUGCAGAAAAAAAAGCUGCCUUUUUCUGUUUUGACAGCACAAGUAAACAGGGAACUGUUAUGUCUAUAUUAAUAUGUUAGCUAUAUUAAACUGCUGAUAUAAAGUCAUUUUUCAAGUAGGGUGUUUCUGGAUUAUCAGAAGACCUUCCCAUCUCUAGUAUCUCUUGUAUAGAUAUAUAGUCUUCAUUUUUAGUUAUCUUUGUUAUAAAAACCAAAGGUAAAGCCACAAAUUUUGAUUUGGGUUUGAACAAAUACUGCCAACAUCACCUUUUUCUGUGGCAAUUCAGACUUCUAAAUUCAUCACAAUAAUACCCAAUAGGUGUUUUAGAACAAUAGGCAUUUGCUGCUUCCAUUUGCAAUUUAAAAUUAUUAGGAUCAAAUCUUGUUUGCCUCAGUCACAACAUACCCACCUGCAGCUGCAGCAAAGAGAUUAUUGUAAAGGCAGAUGAGAUUUGCCUUAUUUUUGUUACCAUUCAGCACAAGCAUGCAUGGUUUAUUUGCACUCUCCAAGUAGGGAUCCUUGGGAACUUGUCUUACCUGUGCUGUCCAGCAAUUAUUUGUUUUAGGAAAAACCAGUUCUAAAUAUAAUGCCUAACACACCUAAAUGUUUCACCCUGCUCAUUUGAAUUGACUUUUUGUUAUCUUUAUGUGUAAUGUGAUUUUUAUCAUAAGCAUUGUCUGACUUUUUUGGAAAGUAUACAACAAGAUAGAUUACAGCCCUUCAUAUUUACCAUUGCUCUGCUAAGAUGCAAACAGGAGACAAAACCAAAACAUAAAGUGGAAAAGUUAAGUAAUCAUACAGAAGGGAACUGGGUUGUACUAAACAGUCCUGCUGGCAUCAAUUUACUUUUUAAACAUUUGCAUUAUGAAUAUCUACUCCUUCUGCCAAAGCUUCUAGGUCAAACGGACCCUUUUCCUCGCCUGAGAAAGGUGUACAGAAAGAAGAGUGAGACUCUUAAAAUAUAAAGAACUAACCAGCUAUACCAUGAGGACCAAAAGGCUUCAGAAGACUUUAUUAUUUUUUUAAUAAUGCAAGGGGAAAAAAUCAAGUAACUUUUCUAAUCACCAAUGCACAAACAGUGUUUUCUGUAAUUAAGAGUCUUGGGUUAUUUCUAGUAGAUACUUCGACAUUUGUAACCAAUGAUGAUGAUGUGUUGAUCACAGUUUAUUUUUCCAGACUAGUGUUCGUACUUGUAAUGUUAAAUGUGUUUAUAUUUAUUUGAAAUGAAACAAGUGCCCAGAAAAAUUGACCAUGGUUUGUCCUCCUUCUUAAUUCUAUAAUGUGUUAUUAGCUAUGAAUUUAAGCAAAUUUAGUGUGCUGAGUUUGAUGGAACAAAGGCACACAGUUAUCAUUUUCAGCUCUUAUGCAGCCAGCUGGGAAUAGCUUCAUGCACAUUUUGUCAAAUGCAGUGGAGGAGUACAUUGCAUAGUAUUCGUUGGCAGAGCAGAGGGGAACAUAUAAAGGAAAAAAUGUGUGAUUUAGUCUUUAAAAGGGUGGUGGUGAAAAUUUGUCAAAGUUCAAAAGGAGAAUUGUGGAAUCAAGAGGAAAGUGUUCUUCCUCAUUUAUGGAAGCAAAAUAAGAGUUUUUUUAAAACCUGAAACAGAAGUAGUAGACUAUCUGCUGCUUUGUUAUCUAUUCUACACAGAUAUUUGAAAUAAUUUAACAUAACCACUCAUUGUUAUAUAUCGAAGUAUGUUAGAGACAGAAUAUGUAAAUUUAUUCUUGGAUGAUCAGUAAAACGUAACGAAGUUUCUCUUUGCUUCUAUAAACAAGAUUUUCCGGAAGAACUUCCAUCUUGAGACUGCAUCUUCAUCUAAGUCAAAUGUAUUUUCAUUCUGGGCUAUACAUUGCAAAAAGUAGAAACAGACAUCUUGCAUUGUAAUGGAAGUGACAGAACAUUUCCAAUUUGAAACACCUGUUUCUGCACAAUAUUGUUCUGAUUUCACUGAAACUGUUCUGUUGCUGUACUGUACCGGUAUUUGAAGAAGUGUUACGAAUUCAAAAUGCUUUGCACACAUCUAAAAUGUUAUCCUCAUAGGAGACUCUUUAUUCUCAGACAGGUGACAGUGUUCCUCAGAUUUCAGCCAUUUGGUAGUUACACUCACAAAAAUGCCUGAGAUGAAAAAGUACCACUAAAACUGACUGAAACUCUCAGUUGUUCCUUUUUUUAACCCCCAGCCAAUGUAUUGAGAGAAAAAAUUCCCAGCAACAUACAAAAAGAAAAACUAGGAUCAGAAAUAGUCCUAUAAAUCAAUUGAUCUUUCUGCCACAUGACUGGGUUUUUUUGUCCCAAAUACUGAUUAACAUAUUAGAAAUUAAAUUUUCUUUCACAAUAUAAAUAAGCACAAAGUUAUGCACUUCUAUUCUAGGAACAUUUACUACCCCAAGCUCUAGUUGAAUGAUUUAGGGCAGGAGUGUCAAACUCAUGAUGGGUCAUGUGCUGGCCACGCCAACCCAUUUUAGCAAAGAGGGGAAGUCAUGAUACAUCACGUGACAACAACGAGACACUGCAAGUUUGACACCCAUGAUUUAGGGUAAUAAAAUAUUCUCCAGUUGUUCUUCAAUUUGAUCCAUGAUUAUUAACAAAAUUCUCCAUCAUGACACACACUUUCAACCAGGUCUUGGAGAAGUUUUUCAUACUACAAUUUGCAUUCUGUAGCAAUUGAUAAAAUAAAGAGACUAUUUUUCUUAAGAAUGCAAGUGUGUAUAAAUAGUUACAGACCUCUAAAAUACAAAAUGGUAAUUACGAGUUUUUAAGAAAAAGGCAAUAUUUAUGCACACAUUUUGAAAUUGCAAUAUUAGCAUAUAUGUAUUUUUAAAUGAUAUUUGUACAUGACUAGGAACUAUAAUGUAAGAAGCCCUCACUAAUUUUUGCCUUGAUUCCUAUUAAAUAUGGAGGAUGUUAAAUCCUGUUGUGGGUUUUAAGGUGUUUGUUAAACUCUGAGGAUUACUGGAUGUUCCUUAAAAUCCACAAUUAAAGUUUUGCAGUGAAAUUAUGGGUACUUCCCAGCAGAAAUACCUUAAUCAUUUAUAAAAAGUAGUUUUACAUCUUAGUUAAUUUUUGAAAAAGAAAAGGAAAUGAAAGAAGUGAGGAAAAUGUAGAAAGGUCACUUUAUUUUCUUGACUAUUCAGCAAAAAUUUCACUUGGAUAUCUCCCAGUGCUGCACAUGUCGCAGACUUCAUUAAUGAGCCAAUAAUUAGAGUACCUUCAUUUUAUAGAGCAUAGCAGCCCAGUUGUAUGGCACUUCAGGAAGUGAGAGAUUACUGUAUGUUCUAAAUGUGCUUUAAGAGGAAAAGGCUAGUGCUGAGUAAUUUCUGCUUAUUAAAAUCUUUUGGCAUAGAACAGUGUUUCUUAAACUUUUUUUUCUCUCAGGAUCUCUUCCCUCUUUUGAAAAUCAUGGAGGACUCCAAAAUAACUUUUUGCUGAAUAGGUUAUAUUUAUCUAUCUUUACUGUAUUAAGAAUUAAAAUUGACACUCUUGCUUCUCAUGAUUGUUGAUGGGAUUUUAAUACUGUAUUAUUUUUCAAUCUAGAUGGGCAAAUAAUUUUGAUUUUAUAGGCUUGAGGGGACACUUUAAUAAAUUCUGGUGUAGAAGAACUGAGAGGUUUCAUGCCACACUUCCAUCGGAGUAACACUAUAAUUUCACAUUAUGAUUUUUAUUAGGUAGCAGAGCUCAGAUUCCCUAAUUUUCCACUUUUCACAUUAGAGCUUGGGGACAGGCUGUUUUCUUGUUGGUGGGAACUCUCACCUCACAUUUUUCCAUAACUCCUAAGCUGCCAUAGCACUAUCAUAUAAUGUCCUUUUGCCAAGCGUUAGUGUUGUAGAAAUGUGGCUUUGCAGCUCCAGCUAUAAAGGCCUUACAUUCUUGUGCAUGUGUUUUCACUGUCUUUCUUUUUUUCUCUUUUUCCGUUUUUCUAGAAAAGGAAAGUAUGGAAGGAAAUUGAGGGGGUGGGACACAACUUGAAUGUCAUUUUUGGUACUUCCCUAUUGGUCCAUUAGAAAGAAAAUUAAUCAACUCGAAGAGUUUUCAGCAGCUGAGGUCAGGACUAUAACAGGUUAAUUCCAAAAUAAUUCUGAGUUUAUAGAAUGGCAAUAGUAGUUGCAUGGAGAUGCUCUCAUAGUUGUGAGUCAUCUGGAGCCUACUUUUCAUCUGUUAACAAUAGUUUGCUGUUUUGGUGGUUUUUUCCCCCAAAAAAGAAGCAUUGCAUUUGGUUAUAAUGGUAUAGCUAUGAAGGAAGACAUGAAAUAAACAGAAUGACCAAAAAAAUGGAUCACCAAACAAUCAGGGAAAUCAAUCUACACUUACAAAACUAUGUUUUCUUUCUUAGUACUGUAAUGUUUUAUAACUGAAGUGAAUUCUCUAGAACAGUACAAAAUAUUAUGAAACAUCACUUGAAACAAAACACCAAUCUUUUCAUGUAGAAUUGAGUAAAAACGUCUCAUUUUCUUCUUCCUCCUUCUUGGCUGAUCAUAUCAAGCUAGUCACCAUGAAAUACACACACAUACACACACACACGUAUGAACGUAUGUGAUGAACGUAUCUUUUCUUUUAUGUACACUGAGAGCAUAUGCACCAAGACAAAUUCCUUGUGUGUCCAAUCACACUUGGCCAAUAAAUUCUAUUCUAUUCUAUUCUAUUCUAUUCUAUUCACACACACACACCACUGCUUCCUCCACAAAACAUCAGAAGGGUAGAGCGAGAGCAAAUCUGGGGAACAGAGGACAGUCCACCAUGCAGAGAAAUCUUCUAUAGCAUUGGAGUCAUUCACAAUACAAUAAUCUUCUAACCCAAAUGAUUUGAUAGUGACUUCUAUAAAUACAUUUUUCAACACUUUAUGCUAAAAUCCUCUGCACAGCUAUGUAGAAAUAUAAUAGAAUAUAGUUCUGAGUUCAGACUACAUUAUGUGUUUCUGUCUUAUCAACAAUCCCAGCCUGCUGUCUUGAAAAGACAAUAAGGCUAAAAUCCCUGGCUAUACAAUCUUUUGAAGUUAAAAGAAUUUGUUUCUGAAUAGACCUAUAUUCAUUUAUAGUGCCAUCUUCUCCAAAUAUAUGCUUACCUAUCUCUUUUAUAUGUAUUAUUUUCAUAUAAAAGAGUAAUAAAACCAUCUUAAUUAAAAUGGGAAAUUUGCAGUUAGUGUCACUGGACUAUGGAUUCCAUUCUAAUUGCUUUCUUAUCUAAAUGGCAAUACGGUUUAGUAGCAGAUAAGGUACUGUAUUUUAACUAUAGUAAUAAAUGUCAGUUAUGACCUGUUUUGAUUUGUUUGAUUAGCUUUUUGUCAAAAGAUAAGCACUCUAU
Ahaetulla prasina is the source of this 9018-nucleotide messenger RNA. It is a transcript of the gene ANKRD44, whose product is annotated as ankyrin repeat domain 44. The record is from RefSeq and is a predicted model, not a curated record. Lineage: Eukaryota; Metazoa; Chordata; Lepidosauria; Squamata; Colubridae. Gene Ontology annotation, molecular function: protein binding. Gene Ontology annotation, biological process: protein localization to ciliary inversin compartment. Bases 370 to 3468 code for a protein of 1032 amino acids. The transcript has 29 exons. Gene Ontology annotation, cellular component: ciliary inversin compartment; cytoplasm.